GGUUGAAGGAGGACUGUUUCCAAGAUUUCACAAACCAUUACAAAAGAGUAAACAAUUCUACCGUCCGCGUUGAUAAAUAGGUUGCAGGGCAGAUAGAUCCGGGAUGCCCAUUUAAUUUAAUGCGAUGAACCACUGUUAGAUCUCGUAUUCUUCCAACACACACAGACGCACACACUGAGACUGAGGAGGGGAGAGAGAGAUGAGUAGGAGAUCCGGGGCUUGCUUGCGGUGUUGCUUGGUGAUUUUUGCAGUGGUUUCUGCACUCUGUGUAUCUGGGCCGGCUUUGUAUUUUAAAUUCAAGAAAGGUUUGAAAUUGGAAGGGGUUUCGGCAGCUUGUGCUCCAUGCAUUUGCAAUUGUGCUCCCCCUCAAUCCCUUUUUCAGAUUGUUCCUGGCUUGGCUAAUCUCUCUGUUACAGAUUGUGGAAAAGAUGACCCUGAUCUCAAAGAAGAGAUGGAGAAGCAAUUUGUGGACUUACUGUCCGAAGAGCUAAAGUUGCAAGAAACGGUAGGCGAAGAGCACUCUCAUCAUAUGAACAUUACAUUAGGUGAGGCAAAAAGAUUGGCUUCCCAGUAUCAGAGGGAAGCCGAGAAAUGCAAUGCUGCUACAGAAACUUGUGAGGGAGCCAGAGAACGAGCCCAGGUGCUGCUCACUAAGGAGAAGAAAAUGACGACAUUGUGGGAACAAAGAGCACGGCAACUUGGUUGGGAAGGGGAAUAGUUACAUACAGAAAUUUUAUAUAUUUCUGUUUUCUGCUAAUGCUGUCUACAUGUGAAUCCAGGAAAGACGAGAACUAAAAGAGUAUCGAGCAAGCAAAUUUUGCAGAAAAAUCUCUGAUCAUUUCAUUUGGUAUUCUCUUCGUGCUACUUGUAUUCAAUAUUCAUGCUGUCUUGGUUAAAUAUAUGGCUCACACAAGUAGAGCCCAGCUACACUGAUAGUAUACUAAGUACUCCAAACUAUAAAUAUGUCUCAGACAAAUAUCAUUGUUGGCAUCCCAUGUAAUUUAUAAGGGAUUUGAAUGCUCUACAUUACAAGAAAUUGCAAGGUUUGUUGCA
Molecule: messenger RNA, 1053 nt
Organism: Sesamum indicum (sesame)
Lineage: Eukaryota; Viridiplantae; Streptophyta; Magnoliopsida; Lamiales; Pedaliaceae
Gene: NKS1
Product: ubiquitin-associated protein (DUF1068)
Source: RefSeq, a predicted model, not a curated record